Closterium sp. NIES-65 is the source of this 1815-nucleotide messenger RNA. Lineage: Eukaryota; Viridiplantae; Streptophyta; Zygnematophyceae; Desmidiales; Closteriaceae. The record is from the annotation of a GenBank genome assembly.
AUGACCAUGGUAAUCUCUCUCUUCAGCCAAGGCCCCUCCGUAACGCCUUUCGGUUUGUCCCUCUCUCCUUCCUCCCUCACACCCCACUCACCCCUUUCCCUCUGCUACUUCUGGUAUAGAAUCAGCCUCUCUGAAGGAGCUGUGAGCGUUGCAGACCCCCCUCCCUCUUCCACCCCCCCUGAUGCUGUGUCUUCCGCUGAUGGCGCUGCUGGUGCUUCUAACGAAGGUGACAGUAACGGAGGCGGGGCUGAGCCUGCCCGAAGUGGCCGCUUCGACUCUCUGGUUCAGUCAGCAAAGAAUUUCUUCCUGCCCGCUGGAUACCCGGGCAGCUUGACCAGUGACUACACCAGCUACAUGCUCUGGCAGUUCCCGGUGCACAUAACGGGGUGGGCCUCGUCAACCCUCGUCACAUCCACGCUCCUGCAAGCAGUUGGCGUCGGCUCGCUCGUUAAAGCCACAGCCACUGCCGCUGCUGGCACUGCCGCUGCCUCUGGUGCUGCUGCUGCUACUGGCGCUGCUGCUGGUGCCGUUGCUGCUGGUACGGCUGGUACAGUCGCAGCAGGAGCAGCAACCCUCGCAACCUCAGCAGCAGCAGCAGCAGCCGCCCUCCCCGCCGUAGACCCCGCUUCUGCCGCCGCCGCCACUGCCGCCAUCAAAUGGGUGGCUAAGGACGGCAUAGGCGCGGUCGGCCGCCUCCUCGUGGGCGGCAGGUUCGGCAGCAUCUUCGACGAGGAUCCGAAGCAGUGGAGGUUCGUCGCGGACCUAAUCGGCUCGUCCGGGGCAAUAUUCGAGCUCGCGACCCCCCUCGCGCCGACCCACUUCCUCCUCCUCGCAUCCCUCGGAAACCUCACAAAAGCAGUCGCGAAAGGGCUCAAAGACCCGUCGGCUAGGGUUAUCCAGACGCACUUUGCCCUGCAGGCGAAUGUGGGGGAGGUGGUGGCAAAGGAGGAGGUGUAUAAGGUGAUGGCGCAGCUGGUGGGGCUGGGGUGUGGCGUGCUGCUGCUCAGCUCGCCCUACAUUGCCGAGUCGUAUUGGAGCCUGGUCACCACGUGGGCUGUGAUUCGGUCAACUCACUUGGCGUUCCGGUUCAAGUCGCUCUCUGUGCUCGAGUUUGACUCUCUGAAUUUCAAGCGCAUGGCCAUCCUUGCCCGAGCGCACGUCUCAGGGGCAACAGAGCUGCCCUCUGUGCAGGCAGUGAACCAGAAGGAGCGCCUCUGGCUGCCUCGCCGACUGACAACUCCUCGCAUCAACCUCGGCUGCUCCCUUGCUGACUUGUCCGUCCUGCUUGAACAACAGUCAGCCAAUCGAAUGCCAAUCACGGAGCUCCUGGCACUGUAUCGAGACGAGCAGCAUGUGCUUCUAAUGGAUGAUACCGGUGCAUUUUCUGUCAUCUUCAAGCAAGGAGCAUCAAAGGGGACGGUUCUGAGGGUGGUGUGGCAGGCGUGCUGGCUGCAGCAGCAGAGGAGGGAGAGAAGAAGGGAGCAUGGGGCAGAUGGGGAGGAGGUCCACUCUGAUUUGGCUGACAGAAGCGGCGCCAGCAGAAGUGGUGGCGUUGGCAAUAGCAGCAGCAGCAGUGGUGGCAUUGGCAUUCUUCAAGAGUCUCUGAACGCGCUAGGCAGUGAGUUUGAGGGGUUUCUUGGCAAGGCAUCCACUGCUGGGUGGGACACCAACACUCUCGUGGCAAAGGUGCCGCCCUCCGCCCCUCUGCUCAUGCUGGAGUAUGAGGGGUUCCUCGCCCAGGAGACCGCUGCAGGGUGGGACACCAACACUCUCCUGGCAAAGGUGCCGCCCUCCGCCCCUCUGCUCAUGCUGUGA